Molecule: messenger RNA, 4322 nt
Organism: Colletotrichum phormii
Lineage: Eukaryota; Fungi; Ascomycota; Sordariomycetes; Glomerellales; Glomerellaceae
Exons: 10
Coding region: 105-3839 (1244 amino acids)
Biological process (GO): arachidonate metabolic process
Cellular component (GO): membrane
Source: RefSeq, a predicted model, not a curated record
UUUGGGACUCCCCCUACGUCUGCUUUCUAACUUCUCUGUCCUCUCUUCUUCCAAGUGCAACUGGUCCCUUCACAUGACCCUUGCGCUUGUGAAUUCCAACAACCAUGGCCGAAUCUGAAGCAGACGGCCAGGGCGGCGCGGUCGAUCGCUGCGUUGAGUGCAAAUCAAAGUCGAAGAAACUUUCCGUAUGCACGGACUGUAGCAACAGUCUCUUCUGCGAUGAUUGUUGGGAUCAAUGGCGGCUUCAUGGCCCGAAGGCGCCUCCGAACGUUACCCGUCCCCAUGAGAAGUCCUUUCCACGUAUCAUCCAACGACUCCGCCAGAUUCUGAAGCCAGACAGAACCAACGAGACCUACGAACAAGAAUUGGAAGCUGACAACAACACAACAUGGUUCGGUGUGGGCCGUGACGAGUCAAAGCCGAACACUUUCCAGGACUAUGGUCGUUUUGCAGCCCUGCUCAGCCAAAGUCAAGCCUCCACGCAAGAGGAAUUCUACCCUCGACUCGUAGCCUUUAUCGGCCAGACAGGCGAAGGAAAGAGUACAUUGAUCAAGAUGUUGAUCAAUCGCAUUGAAACCAGGCAAAAGGGGAUCGAGCACGCCUCUCCAGUCACGGCUUGGUCCGAUAACUCAGCAACAACUGGCGACGUUCACCUCUACGCGGACCCAGAGUCAUUUCAUACCAGAGAACCAAUGCUUUAUGCCGACUGCGAGGGCAUAAACGGCGGUGAGCUUCCUCCACGAGCGUUACGACAAACACUCGGGCAAGACGGGUCCACAAACGCUGCCAGUGGGAAUCGGACACGUGGAUCAUCAAUUUCGCAUUGUGUGAGAGUGUUGAAAAGGUCUGUUCAUGGAUCUCAGCGAGAUAUCACUUGGGCAAAAGGCUCCGCAAUGAACGUGCGAGUACAUGCCGUAACAAGACUCUAUCCACGGCUUCUCUACACAUUCUCCGACGUGGUGGUUUUCGUUUCACAAAGUCCAGGUACAUUCGAGGCUACUAUUGUCACAAGCUUAUUGUCAUGGGGCAAGUCAUCAAUCGACAAGUCUUUGAAUCAACCGACACUUCCACACGCCGUCGUCGUGCUCAACGCAACCGAACCGGCUUCCGAUGACGAGUGGGAUGUUGACACAGCUACUUCAUGCCUCAUGGAGACUGUUCGUCAGGCCGUUUUCCGAAACGCUGACUUCAGAAAACACGCCGAAGCAAUGCGAAGCACCGGCAAGAAAAUUGAGACGACCCAAGACCUGCUGGAAUGUUAUUACGCGUCCAUUUCUGUUAUUCGAAUCCCCAAUGGACGCCAACCCAGACUUUUGCUCAAGCAAGUUCAGAGUUUACACGAUCUAUUGGGACUGAAAUGUGGAGAGUCGUUUAUGUCGAAAGAUCGAGUACGCAUGCUUGCCACUGCCGAUCAACUACAGACUUAUCUCCAUUCUGCGUUUGAUCACUUCUCUCAGAAUCGUGACCAGCCUUUCAACUUUCUUAAGGAUGCUUUGAAACAAAGACCCGUUCCCCGAGACUUUGAUGGCUAUGUAGUUGAUUUGGCCGCUUCAAUCAGCCGUAACUCAACCACCAAUUUCUCCUCUGAGAGAUUCAAUACAGCUCGAAUUUUGGGGACCAUGGUACCAAUGAUCGCUUCCUGCGUCAUGCUUGAUACGGCGAGACAAAGGCGUCCGGGUUUGGCUUCGAGGCUUCUAGACGAUGUAUACGUCAAGUUCUUCCGGACUGCACUCGACACGUUCGUUGAACGCUACGUUCAAUGCAGCUACUCCGAAACUCAGCAUGGUGAAUGUUGCAAUUUGAGAUCGGGUCACAACCUCAAAGGUCACCAGAACUCGGCAGGCAAGAUGUUCCGGUCAGGCGAUUACGUGGCUGAAGAGGGCAUCACUCAGUUCGAAACAGAAUGGAUCGAACAAAUACGUGAUAAGCUCACGGAAUUAGAGAACGCCUUGAUGAGAAGUGUUGUCGACGCCGACAACGGUCUGGGAGAACAACAGACCGAAGACUGUGUCGCAGCUACAAUCCAUCAAGAACAAGUGGCAUCAUUCUUUUCGACCCUGGGAAAUGUCCAAAGCUUCGUCAGUCACUCAACCUGUUUCUGUUGCCUACGGGAGAUUCCUGAACACGCUUUGCCCUGCGGUCAUGUUCUGUGCGCCCCGUGCGUCAAGGCCUACGCAGCUCCCGAAUCAGAAUCAUACAUGAGAAUGACCACUUGCCCUUUCCAUCCUAAGGAUUCCUUCAAGUUCCAAGGGGCUGGAUGGACUGUUGCGAUUAAACCUCCUUUCGCCGGGGCUCGCGUCCUCAGCCUGGACGGCGGCGGAGUGCGUGGUAUUGUAGAGCUGCAAGUCCUCAAAGCAAUCCAAAGCAAGCUGGGGUCUGGGCUUCCGAUUCGUCUUUUUUUUGACCUCAUCGUUGGUACCAGUACCGGCGGCAUCAUUGCCCUUGGUUUGGGAGUCAACAACUGGUCUGUGGACGAAUGUAUCAGAGUCUUCAAGACGCUCUGCGAGAAAGCAUUCGUUCGCCGAGAGCUCGUUGGGGUCCCUAUUCUGGGACAACUCAGUGUCGCGAACCACGGGAGCAAGUACAAGACUAAACCUUUUGAAGCAUUGCUUCAAGAUCAAUUUCAGAAGGACAGGCUAUUGUUUGGAGGGAACGUUUGCUGUGAUUCGAUGGACACCAAAGUCGCUAUCACAUCAACGGCAACGUUGGUCCGUCAACAGGCUGUUGUUCUUGCAAACUACAGAAGGCUAGGGCCUGAGGGACAUGACUACCGACUUGUUAGAGCAAACAGACCGGAGCAAGAAUUCAAGGUCUGGGAAGCAGCUCGAGCAACUUCCGCUGCACCUCCCUACUUCGAGACAUUUCCACGCCCCGAAACCAAGGAUACCUACGUCGAUGGGGCCUUAUAUCAUAACUGUCCGGUUUUUGUCGCACACCAUGAGAGACGGAUGAUCUGGCCCGACAUUGCGGACUCUGUACCGGAUAUACUACUAUCUAUCGGAACAGGAUUAAAGCAGCCCACCGAUGUUGACGCCGGUGACUUGAUUCUGCGCAAUUCAGCCAGGAGGCGCUCGCCCAAUUGGAUAUCCAGGAUCAUGGAGUUUGGGACAAUACUCUUUGAUCGAGUCGAUCGAAUAUUAGAUGGCGAGGUUACGUGGAACGAGUUUGUAGCGGAGGUGGUGGAAUCCCGCUACCCUUCGAGUCGAAACCGACACAUCCGGAUCAAUCCUAACCUCGGUUGUGCGAUCCCCCCUCUCGAUGCAGUAAAAGACGUCGAAAUACUGGAGCAGGACGCAGAGAGAUACAUGAAGGAGAUCGAUCCCAAGAUCUACGAGGUUGCUCACAGGCUUAUCGCGAGCUCCUUUUACUUCGUCAUGGAGCCUAACUCGGUGAAGCUUACUGCAGAGGGGUCUCAGUGCGAAGGUUUCAUUCGAUGCAGAAUACCUAACGCACAUGACUACAUGAAGUCUCUCGGUAGACUGAUAGCUAACUGCUUGGUACAUGAUUUUGAACCUCACUUCUCUAUUGUUGAAGUCGGAGACAACUCAUCAGGCGCUCAGGUUGUGAACUUCAGCAGACAAAUCGAAGACAUGCAGAGGCUGAAUCAUUUCGAUGAAAUCCCCAUCCGAGUUGUAUCUACGAGGGAGUCGUCGGCCACUAUGAUCAACCUUCAUCUGCAGUCCACUCCGUAUCCAGCAUCCGCUUCUGGGCUGCCAAUCAGCGGGUUUCCAAGGGAGUUGAUGCAUGCGAAAAGGCCCUUCCAAUUCAGAUCGGAACGCCCAUCGUCUUACUCCCAGCCGUCGAGGUCUGGCCCUUCAACCCCCUCAUGCCAAUCGUAAACAGCCACGAGACCCCGAAGCAUGGAAUUCAGGACAAGGAGAUCAAAAUCAUUCGUUUACAGAAAGGGUUCCUAGCCCAGUUACUGUCGUUAUCAGCGGUUGCGUGGCGCCUACACAAAAAAUGAGCGGUAGGCCCGAAAGCUUCUACAGCAAUUCUAUUUAGCAAUACAAUUCGGUUGAACUAAAUUGCCUUAAUACAAGGACAUUGACUCAGCUGUUGGCAGACUUGGAUGUAAAUAAGCCUGCAAAAAGACCUCUGCUCCGUUUCUUCAUUCAAAUGGUAUGCGUUGACGAAUGCGGCUGAGAGCAUGCCAAAGUCGCUGCACAGCUGCUCUCAUAUUCUUAGCUUUUAUGGAGAUCUCUUCUGUGUACCUCGUGAUUCUCUUCAUGUACCAGUUGCACGGACCGGUGGGCGAGUCUGAGAUUUGCCUUGUCUUCUGUGGGCAGUACACACUGCUCAUUUGGACAAACAAGGCAAGCAAU